AUGUCGUUCUCCGUCAAUGGAAGAUCUGCAAUCGUGACCGGCGCCGGUUCAGGCAUCAACCUGUCCUUCGCUAGACUGCUGCUCGAGAAUGGAUGCAACGUUCUCAUCGCCGACCUGGCUCUUCGCCCCGAAGCAAAGGUAGUGGUCGACCGCUACUCGACCUCGGCCCCUCGAGCGGUCUUCCAGAAGACCGACGUGACCAGUUGGGAGCAAUUGGAGAAGAUGUUCGAGAGGGCCGAAAAGGAAUUCGGAGAAAUUGACGUGGUGUGUCCAGGAGCUGGGAUCUACGAGCCGCACUGGACCAAUUUCUGGCGUCCUCCCGGAACACCCGAUAGUCGGGAUGCGCAACACGGGGAUCGAUAUGCCUUGUUGGAUAUCAACCUGACGCAUCCCAUCCGUACCACUCAGUUAGCGAUUUCCCAUUUCCUGCGUCACCGCACCAACGACCGGCGCAAACACAUUGUGCAUAUUUCGAGCAUCGCCGGCCAGAACCCCGCUCUGGCAGCGCCAAUCUAUGUAGCCACCAAACACGGCAUCAAUGGGCUGGUACGAUCCAUGGCCAAACUCGAUCGGAAAUUUGGGAUUCGUGUCACCGCCGUAGCGCCCGGGGUGAUCAAAACCCCCCUGUGGACGGAUCACCCGGAGAAAAUCAAGAUCGUGGAUGAGAACGCGGAUGAAUGGGUGACGGCCGACGAAGUAGCUCAAGUGAUGCUCGCUCUUGUGCAACAAGACCGCGUUAGUGAGAUCAUUGGCGACCAAUCGGGUCAGGGGCCCCAGUUCCUGGUCGGCGGAGGAACCGUGCUGGAGGUCUCCAAAACCGUGCGGUCAGUGAGUCCGUUCAACGAUCCGGGACCCGCCGGUAGGGCUGGCAACACCGUGUCGGACAUGAACGUGCUCGAGGACGAGGUAUUUGGGCGCGCAAUCCGAGGAAAACGCGACUCUGGCCAUGAAGGCCAGGCUAGUUGGAUUAGCUGUGUGAUUAAUCUGGUCAAUACAAUUAUCGGCGCCGGUGUUCUUGCCAUGCCGCUGGCUGUCUCCCAUAUGGGAAUUGUCCUCGGAGUCUGCGUCGUUUUAUGGUCGGGCGUGACGGCUGGAUUUGGAUUAUACCUUCAGUCACGCUGUGCUCAAUAUUUGGAUCGAGGGCAGGCUUCUUUCUUCGCUCUGUCCCAGAUCACAUACCCCAAUGCCGCCGUCGUGUUCGAUGCGGCAAUCGCGAUCAAAUGUUUUGGCGUCGGAGUCAGCUAUCUCAUCAUCAUUGGCGAUCUGAUGCCGGGAGUCGUUCACGGCUUUUUUGGUGACUCCCCGGAUUAUGACUUUUUGGUCGAUCGGCAUUUUUGGGUGACGGCUUUCAUGCUGGUCGUCAUCCCGCUUUCCUACCUCCGACGCUUGGAUUCCCUUAAGUAUACAAGUAUUGCGGCGUUGGUUUCGAUGGCCUACCUGGUGGUGUUGGUCGUUUAUCAUUUCGUGGUGGGAGACACAUUGGCCGAUAGAGGCCCUGUCCGAGUGGUUCACUGGGCAGGGUUGGUUCCAACCCUCAGCAGUCUCCCCGUUAUCGUUUUCGCAUUUACAUGUCAUCAAAACAUGUUUUCGAUCUUGAACGAGAUGGCCAAUGCCAGCCACUUCAGGACAACCUCCGUCGUUUUUGCGAGCAUUGGAAGCUCCGCUGCGACUUACAUCCUCGUCGCAAUUACUGGCUAUCUAUCCUAUGGCGACAACAUUGGCGGAAACAUCGUGGGCAUGUACUCUCCCGGACUUUGGGCCACGAUCGGACGUGCGGCCAUCGUCAUGCUGGUCAUGUUUUCAUAUCCUUUGCAAUGCCACCCAUGCCGCGCUUCCCUGGACGCAGUGCUGCGCUGGAGGCCCCAGCCAUCAUCGAAUGGCAACGACGGGUCCCCUCAUCGACACCCUCUGUUGGGCCCGCGGGGUAACCGACAGCCGGAGCCCAUGAGCGAUCUCCGUUUUUCCGUCAUCACCACGACGAUUCUCGUCUUGAGUUACAUUGUCGCAAUGACCGUGUCCUCGCUCCAGGCGGUGCUGGCCUACGUCGGUAGCACGGGUAGCACCAGCAUCAGCUUCAUUCUUCCGGGGUUGUUUUACUACAAGAUCUCCGCUCCCGAUUCUCCCACUCAUCAGCGACUCAUGAAGGAAGACGACGAAGCCGCAGAAGACAUCUUUUCCGAUGAUGACGACAGCGAUGAUGACGACACCGGCGCUCAAAACCAUCCCCUCUCCGAUAGCGGCAUCCUCCGACUUGGAAUUCGCCACUGGCGCCGGUCCUUGCUGCGGAAACUCAGUCUCGCUCUCGCCAUCUACGGUUUGGUCGUCAUGAUUGUGUGCUUGAUCACCAAUUCCCUCUUCAUCGCUUCGCAUUAA
Molecule: messenger RNA, 2373 nt
Organism: Aspergillus steynii IBT 23096
Lineage: Eukaryota; Fungi; Ascomycota; Eurotiomycetes; Eurotiales; Aspergillaceae
Exons: 7
Coding region: 1-2373 (790 amino acids)
Biological process (GO): amino acid transmembrane transport
Cellular component (GO): fungal-type vacuole membrane
Molecular function (GO): L-serine transmembrane transporter activity; L-lysine transmembrane transporter activity; L-arginine transmembrane transporter activity
Source: RefSeq, a predicted model, not a curated record